Messenger RNA from Temnothorax curvispinosus, 1868 nucleotides. RefSeq lists its product as uncharacterized. The annotation marks the transcript as partial. NCBI's taxonomy places the organism in Eukaryota, Metazoa, Arthropoda, Insecta, Hymenoptera, Formicidae. The record is from RefSeq and is a predicted model, not a curated record. The transcript has 2 exons.
AUGGAGCGUAAGUUCCAAAGAGACGCCCGGUUCGGAGAGCUCUACCGUCAAUUCAUGCGAGAGUACGAAGACCUAAAACACAUGGAGUUAGCUGCGGGCUCGCCAUUCAACGAGGAUGAGUAUGGAUGCUUCUUACCUCAUCAUGGAGUCCUCCGAGAAUCAAGCACCUCCACCAAACUACGGGUGGUAUUUAACGGGUCGCAAGAGACAAUGUCCGGCGAGUCGCUGAAUCACCACCUUCUCAUAGGCGCCAAUUUGCUGCCCGCUUUAGCCGACGUGUUGACGCGCUGGCGCUGGCACCGCUACGCCUUCGUCACGGACAUCGAGAAGAUGACGGCAGAUUCUCAUCCACCCGGACGACAGGACGUACCAGUGCAUCCUCUGGCGUUGGCUCAUGACGAACAAUCGCGAUAUCCGCUGGGAGCAAUCGCGUUGCGUGAGGACACCUACGUGGACGACGUUGUCUCGGGCGCGAACACUCCGUCCGCCGCGAUCGCGAAACAAGCCGAACUCCGCGGACUGUGCACGGCGGGCGGGUUCCCGCUUCGAAAAUGGGCCGCGAACGACGAGAAAGUGCUGUCAGGAGUCCCACCCGAGCACCGACUUCACCACGAACCGCACUCAUGGGAAAACGACUGCUUUUCCACUCUCGGGUUAUUGUGGCACCCGAACGAGGACACCUUCGCGUUCGCGAUUCACCCGCGCACCGUCACCGAACUCUCGAAGAGACGAGUCCUCUUGGAAACCGCACGUCUUUUCGAUCCGCUAGGAUGGCUCGCCCCCGUGGUCAUUCGCGCGAAGAUUCUCAUUCAGUCCGCGUGGCUCCAGAGACUCGAGUGGGACGAUCCUCUUCCCACCGCCGACGCGCAAAGCUGGAAGAGCUUCCUCGAGGAGCUGCCUCUCCUCUCCCGAUUACGCAUCAACCGCUGGCUCGGCAGCGGGGACGAAGACGCACAAGUAGAGCUGCACGGCUUUGCCGACGCAUCCGAGCGAGGAUACGCCGCUGCCGUGUACCUCCGCAUCACCAGGAACGGCACCGUGGCCAUUCACCUGUUGGCCGCAAAGAGCAAGGUGGCCCCGGUCAGGCAGGUGACACUGCCACGGCUCGAGCUCACUGCCGCCGACUUGCUCACGUCUCUCACAGAUCACACUCGUUCCACUUUGCGUCUGUUCACAGCACCCACGUUUCUUUGGUCCGACUCGCAGGUUACCCUGAAGUGGAUUCAAGGACACGCUUCCCGCUGGAAGACCUACGUGGCGAACCGCGUGGCUCGCAUUCAGCAACGGCUGCCUGACGCUCAAUGGAGACACGUCCCCGGGAGGGACAACCCUGCGGACUGCGCCUCCAGAGGAAUCGCCCCUGGCAAACUGCUGGAGCAUCCCCUGUGGUGGACUGGACCCGCCUGGCUCUGCGAGGACCGAUCUCACUGGCCGAGCGGGGACCUUGUGAUGUCCGACGCCGAUCUGCCCGAACAGAGAGUCGCGGCACACGUCGCCACCGAGAAAAUCGAGGAGGAACCCGAGAUGCUUCUCCGGUUUUCCUCCUUGCACCGGCUCCUCCGAGUCACGAGUUGGUGCUUGCGUUGGCGUCGCACCGCUUCCCGCACUACCGCACUUACACUGCAAUCGACCGAAAUCAAUGACGCACUGCUGCUCUGGCUUCGCGUGGUGCAAGGACUGCACUUCACCAACGAGAUCACGGCCCUCUCUUCAAACCGCGCUGUGUCCCAUCGCAGUUCGUUAGCGAGCCUGAGUCCAUUCCUGGAUGACCACGGCGUGCUGAGAGUCGGAGGCCGCCUCAAGCAUGCUCUGCUGUCCACCGAUGAGCGACAUCCGAUGAUCGCACCGCCGUCCUCGUGGCUCACUCG